Periophthalmus magnuspinnatus is the source of this 1754-nucleotide messenger RNA. RefSeq names its product GDP-D-glucose phosphorylase 1-like. The record is from RefSeq and is a predicted model, not a curated record. Gene Ontology annotation, biological process: glucose metabolic process. The coding region runs from base 57 to 1130 and encodes 357 amino acids. Gene Ontology annotation, cellular component: cytoplasm. Lineage: Eukaryota; Metazoa; Chordata; Actinopteri; Gobiiformes; Gobiidae. Gene Ontology annotation, molecular function: GDP-D-glucose phosphorylase activity. The transcript has 2 exons.
ACAACAGUGACUGACCUGCGGCUGAAGGGAGCACGUGUGGACUCGCAGGUCGAGCCAUGGCACUCCAGUUUAUUUACAGUCAUGAUGAUUUCCUCAGCCAUGUGCAACGAAGCUGUGAGACAACCACAAAGACACCAGCACCGUUUGACACUGUUAUUCAAAAUGGAUGGACAGAGAGAAUGGAAAAAGGUCUGUUCCGCUAUAAACUGAACGACCUGCAAACCUGUGUUCUGCCUGGCAACUAUGGCUACGUGGCUCAGCUCAAUAUACAGAGAGGCAUAGAGCGACGUAAACCUCAAGAGAUUCUCAGCAUUCAACAAGAAUUCAAUGACAAGCAGUUUAACUUCAACAAAAUCAAUCCAGAGGAAAUUAUAUGCGAGAUGACAAAGUGUGUAAACUCAAGGGAUGUUCUCAAUGCUCCUACUAGCAAAAUGACAGUGCUAGUUAAUGUUAGCCCUCUAGAGUUUGGCCACUGUCUAUUUGUUCCUGAUCCAUUACAAUGCUAUCCUCAAGUCCUCACAAAGUUUGCCAUUGCGGUUGGUAUAGAAAGUGUUUUCCUCAGUUCUGAUCCGGGAUUUCGAGUUGGUUUUAACAGUCUUGGAGCAUUUGCUUCUGUCAACCACCUCCACCUGCACGGGUAUUACCUUGACCACGAACUAGCCCUAGAAUCCAUUGCUGUAGAGCCGCUAGUCCCUGAAAAAGACUUCCAUCGCCUUAUUAACUACCAUGUCGGUUUUGUCUUUUACACUGAAGCAAAGUCUGUAGACAAAGUGGCAGAAAACAUAUGCAGAGUAACAGACUUUCUUGUAAAGCAAAAUAUCGCCCAUAAUUUGUUUCUCAGUAGAGGAUGUCCACCUCAUGUCCACAAACCCAGGGAAAUGGAAAACAGUUCGAGGAAAGGUGUUCGCAUUUUUGUGUGGCCUAGAAAAUCCUGCUUCGGUGCAAAGCAGGAGUCAGCGCUCAAUGUUGCUCUGUGUGAACUGGCGGGACAUUUGCCGUUCAAAAACAAGACGGACUUUGAGAAGGCAACAGAAGAAGGCGUUACAGAAAUUAUCAACAAAUAUCUUCUUCCUAAAGAUGAGUUUUUCAAUUUGGAGCAGCAGCUUAUACAGCAUUUGGGCAAGUCAUAAAGUAAUGUAGUACUGUACUGCAAAAUUUACAUUAAUGGGUCUAUGCUAUAAUGUUUUUUCCUCAUCAAAAACAUACCCUGAGUUAUGUUUUGUUUCAUUCACAAAUGCUUAACACAUAAUGCUGCAUAUUCAGGUUGUGUUCUUCUCUCAAACAGAAAACACUCUGUUCCACCUUGUAAUGUCAUGUGGUAAUACAGGAAGUGCUCCACUGAAUCAUUUGGAUCAUUUCAGCUCUGGAACUGCCAAUCUACUACUGAACUAAAGGUAAAAGGAGCUGUUAACUUGAAAACUGCCACUACAUGACAUCACAAGGUGGAAGAGAGCGUUUUGAGCUUUGGAGAUGUAGACAGACUAAUAAUGCAUGUGUGAAUGAAACAAAACACAACUCAGGGUAGGUUUUUGAGAAGGUAACAGCAUUAUACAAAGAAUUCACUUUACAUAAUAUGGGAAAACUGUAAUGUACAUCAACAUACUUGUAGAAGAGCCAAUACAAGAAACAGCAAGUCAAAUAAAAAAAAAAAAACUACAGAAUGUUUACAACCCCAAGUGUUAAUUUUUACAAGUGCCCUUCACAUUUGAAUGCAUUUAUUGCUCCUUAAAGUAAAAACAUAUUCAUUAAUUGAU